Messenger RNA from Phyllopteryx taeniolatus (common seadragon), 1163 nucleotides. It is a transcript of the gene hoxd9a, whose product is annotated as homeobox D9a. Gene Ontology annotation, molecular function: DNA-binding transcription factor activity, RNA polymerase II-specific; RNA polymerase II cis-regulatory region sequence-specific DNA binding. The transcript is spliced from 2 exons. The coding region runs from base 142 to 903 and encodes 253 amino acids. The record is from RefSeq and is a predicted model, not a curated record. Gene Ontology annotation, biological process: DNA-templated transcription; proximal/distal pattern formation; regulation of transcription by RNA polymerase II. Gene Ontology annotation, cellular component: nucleus. NCBI's taxonomy places the organism in Eukaryota, Metazoa, Chordata, Actinopteri, Syngnathiformes, Syngnathidae.
ACGUGAUCCAUGUAACCAAUCCGUGGAGACGCAGGCCAGCAAAAAUACUAUGAUUGUUCAUAGAGUGGAGCUUCCCCUAUCAGUGCAAGUCGUUUUGUUUUGAGUGCAGCGCGCAUCAAAACAAAAACAAACCAAAAAAUAAUGUCUGUCGCCAGCUGCUAUGCGGACGCGGUUCUGGGUCCGGACGCGGAGGACGUGUACGGCGCUCGCUUCAUGCAGCCUUCCCCGCACGCGACGGCCCCUAGCAGGCCGCCAGGCGCCGGCGACCACCACGCCGACUUUUCCUCUUGCAACUUCGCCCCCAAAUCCGCCGUCUUCUCCGCGUCGUGGCCGCCGGUCCACCCGCAGGGGAUCUACCACCACCACCACCACCACCCUUUCGCGCACCAAACGGACCCGAGAUGCGUCGGGGCGCGACCCUGGAUGGACCCGGUCCCCAACCACGUCCCUCGCUUCGCCGGAUUCCCUCCCGGCCGACGCGCGCCGUGCGCCCGGAAGCCGGAGCUUUCCCCGCCGAAGAUCAGCGACAACCAGCCGGGCCAGGAGGCUGGAACUCGGGCUAUCGCCGGGGACCUUCCCGAAGCUCCGGAAAGGGCGCAGGGUGGAAGCGAGCCUUCCAUCCCCAGCGAGCCCAAAGACGAGAAACAAGUUGACCCGAGCAACCCGGCGGCCAACUGGAUCCACGCGCGCUCCACUAGGAAGAAGCGCUGUCCCUACACCAAAUAUCAGACUCUGGAGCUGGAGAAGGAGUUCCUGUACAACAUGUACCUGAGCCGGGACCGCCGCUACGAGGUGGCCCGCAUACUCAGCCUGAGCGAGAGGCAAGUCAAGAUCUGGUUCCAGAACCGCAGGAUGAAAAUGAAGAAGAUGAACCGAGAGAGAGGCGGCAAGGAGCAAUUAUAGGAUUGCACUGAGGAAUGUCGUUGUUGGUUUUUUGGGGGGGUUUGUUUUUAAAGCACUAUUUCUUCUAUUUUAUGUUGAAGCACUCGAACAUCGAGAGACGGUGUGGCUCGCGUUACAAGUGAAGCCAUCAUUUUCCUCGCCUAUUUUUUUUUCUUUUUCUUUUGCAACUGGAUUCGGGUGACAAAACGGGAAGCGCGUGUUGUGUGCGUGUGCGUGUAUGUGUUGCUUAAAAUGGUUUUAUAAAAAAUAAUUUGCACGUA